This is a messenger RNA of Pygoscelis adeliae (Adelie penguin), 1404 nucleotides long. RefSeq names its product choline transporter-like protein 2. NCBI's taxonomy places the organism in Eukaryota, Metazoa, Chordata, Aves, Sphenisciformes, Spheniscidae. The annotation marks the transcript as partial. The transcript has 13 exons. The record is from RefSeq and is a predicted model, not a curated record. Gene Ontology annotation, cellular component: membrane. Gene Ontology annotation, molecular function: choline transmembrane transporter activity. Gene Ontology annotation, biological process: transmembrane transport; choline transport.
AUGGAGGGGAGCGGUGGGUGGCAUCGCCUGGUGUUUGACGUGUCGCUGCCUUCCUCCCGCAGAGGCCUCGUGAUCGCGAUGGUGGCUAGCUUCAUCUUCAUCGUCCUGCUCCGCUUCCUGGCCGGGAUCAUGGUCUGGGUGAUGAUCGUGAUGGUGAUCCUGGUGCUGGGCUACGGAAUCUUCCACUGUUACAUGGAAUAUGCAAAACUGAAAGGGGAAGCGGGUUCUGACGUCUCCCUGAAGGACCUGGGAUUUCAGACAGACCUACGCGUCUACCUCCACCUGCGGCAGACGUGGCUGGCAUUCAUGAUCAUCCUGUGCAUCGUGGAGGUGGUGAUCAUACUGCUGCUCAUCUUCCUCCGCAAGAGGAUCCUCAUUGCCAUUGCGCUCAUCAAGGAGGCCAGCAGGGCUGUUGGUCACAUCAUGAUGUCGCUGCUGUUCCCAUUGUGCACCUUCUUCCUGCUGUGUCUCUGCAUCACCUACUGGGCCAGCACCGCCGUUUUCCUCUCCACCUCCAACGAGGCGGUCUAUAAGGUGUUUAACGAGACUGCGUGCCAGUUUUCCGGGCAGACCUGCAAACCGGAGACCUUCAACACGAGCAACGUCACCAAGCUGUGCCCCGACGCCCAGUGCCUCUUCGCGUUCUACGGGGGCGAGACGGCGUACCACAAGUACCUCAUCGUCCUCCAGUUCUUCAACGUCUUCAUGUUCUUCUGGCUCGCCAACUUCGUGAUCGCGCUGGGCCAGGUGACGCUGGCGGGGGCCUUCGCGUCAUACUACUGGGCCUUCAAGAAACCCGACGACAUGCCCGCCUUCCCCCUCUUCUCCGCCUUCGGCCGUGCGCUCCGGUACCACACCGGCUCGCUCGCCUUCGGCUCUCUGAUCCUCGCCAUCGUCCAAGUCAUCAGGGUCACUCUGGAGUAUCUGGACCACAGGUUAAAAGCUGCAGAUAAUAGGUUUGCCAAGUUCCUCCUGAGCUGCCUGAAGUGCUGCUUCUGGUGCCUGGAAAAAUUCAUCAAAUUCCUCAACAGAAACGCGUACAUCAUGAUCGCCGUCUACGGCACCAACUUCUGCACCUCGGAUGCGGAUGCUCAUCUCUCUCUUGUUUCCAGGGUGGCCGUUUUAGAUAAAGUCACGGAUUUCCUUUUCUUCCUCGGAAAACUCCUCAUCGUGGGAAGCGUCGGAAUCCUUGCCUUCUUUUUCUUCACCCAGCGGAUAAAGCUGGUCCAAGACACAGCGCCGCCUCUGAAUUACUACUGGGUCCCUAUUCUGACGGUGAUCGUGGGCUCCUACCUCAUCGCCCACGGGUUCUUCAGCGUGUACGGCAUGUGCGUGGACACCCUCUUCCUCUGCUUCUGUGAAGAUCUGGAGAGGAACGAUGGAUCUCCCGAGCGGCCUUACUAC